Molecule: messenger RNA, 705 nt
Organism: Didymosphaeria variabile
Lineage: Eukaryota; Fungi; Ascomycota; Dothideomycetes; Pleosporales; Didymosphaeriaceae
Exons: 4
Coding region: 1-705 (234 amino acids)
Source: RefSeq, a predicted model, not a curated record
AUGAAGAUCGAGAGUGAGAACCAUCAGACCGAGAUCGAGACAAUCAAGCGCAACUUGGCAACCAGUGAGGAUGUUACCACUGUAUACAGGAAUGCAAACACAGGGCUUGAGCGCCUGAACCAGGCGCUCGAGAAGAAUCUUGAACAUUUAGAAAAGAAAUGGAAGGCGUUCCGGACCUUGUUCCUUCACGACGUACCUCCAGCUCCGUCCAACCCCUUUUGGAAGAAGGCGGGGAAAAAUGAUGCAAGCAACAAAGCAGCAACUCUUCCAGGCUUGCUUUCUAGGAGCAAUAUCCUAGUACCUAAGAAGACUUCCGGUGCCACUCGACCACAACUCGGCUCAUCGGGUCUCUUCAAGCCGCUUUUCUCGGUUCAACCUGUCCCAAAAGGACAGGAAACCAUGCUGAAGAGGGAGGCUGACAGCCAGAAUGAGACUCCUGCUAACAAAUUGCGCGCUAUUGCCACUAAUUUCGACGCAAUGGUGGCUAGGAACGCUACUCUUAAGUUGGAUCACGAGCUCAAAUACACCAGGCUUGUCGCAUUGCGAGAUCAGCAGAAGACUGAGUUGCAGUCUCGGGAGCACAAGGCCAAGAAUUCUUCGCUCCAGGCAGAGAACAAGGCUCUCAAGGAGAAGGUCCGAAAGGCGAAGCAGGUCUGGGACGUGUUCCAUGGCCUUGGCAACAUUCUCGACGAAAAUGAAGAUUGA